Messenger RNA from Vollenhovia emeryi, 7596 nucleotides. RefSeq names its product histone demethylase UTY-like (gene Utx). Gene Ontology annotation, cellular component: MLL3/4 complex. The record is from RefSeq and is a predicted model, not a curated record. Lineage: Eukaryota; Metazoa; Arthropoda; Insecta; Hymenoptera; Formicidae. The coding region runs from base 586 to 4914 and encodes 1442 amino acids. The transcript has 15 exons. Gene Ontology annotation, molecular function: protein binding; histone H3K27me2/H3K27me3 demethylase activity; chromatin DNA binding. Gene Ontology annotation, biological process: regulation of gene expression.
CGGAAUUUUAUGUGUCAAGGCCUUAACUCUCUGGUGAUACUUUGAAUUUCUCUUCGCUGCCCGGGAGAGCGUUCAAAUUUACCGCCCGACCGAGAUUCAAGAUGGCGGUGGAGCCACGUGACUCCGGCGGCGCCGCUGCGGCGGCUCCGCGUUCGGCCGCGCUCGGCACUCGUCGGCGUCUCGUGACAGCGUUCGGCUGCCGGCGGCGCGCGAGAGAGGCGUGACUCGCGCGGCGGUUCGGAUUUGUGCGCGUUCACGUCAGUUCGUACGACCGCCGCUGUCGCUGUCGUCGUCUCCGCGACCGCUAUCUCGCCGAUAACUCGGCUCGUCGCGAUGAGGUGACGGCGCCGCGGCCGCGAGACUGAUUCGCGUAUGAUCGCGCGCGCGCGCGCGACUUCCUCGACGCAGGAUUCCGGAGCAGGCUCGCCGUCGUCGUCGUCGCCGUCGUCGCCGCCGCCGCAGUCAUCGUCGCCGCCGUGGCUUCCGUGUCGCGCGGGCCGCGGAUGUUGAUAGCGCGCGAUAUCUCACCGGGACCGAGGAGAGAACGAGAGAGAGAGUGAGAGAAGGGGAGCGUGCGUGCGUAAAAUGGCACAGGACACCGACGACAUCAACCUCACGCCGCAGGAGUUGCAGACGCUGUCGGAGCUGGACAGCCGUCAGUUCGGCUUCCUCAAGCUGAACUCUCCGGAGCAGUCGAAGAAAAAGGCCCUGGUGGUGCGCGCCAUCAAGUACCUGGAGCGCAUGCUGGUUCAGGCACAGGCGGAGAAGCAACGCAGGAAAGCCGAUAGUACAAAAGUGUGCCCGGACGACAAGGAGAACGAGGACGAGGAUAAGGGAAUAAGCAUUGAUCCCAAGACGUACUGCAAACUGGGACAUUUCCACCUGCUCCUGGAGGAUCACAGCAAAGCGAUGUCGGCAUAUCAGAAGUUCUACGCUUUAAAAGGCGACUACUGGAAGGACGCUUCGUUUCUAUACGGCCUGGGUCUCGUUUACUUCCAUUUCAACGCCUUCCAAUGGGCCGUGAAGGCGUUCCAGCAGGUGCUAUGGGUGGAACCAGGAUUUCCACGGGCCUGCGAGGUUCACCUACGGCUCGGCUUGAUGCUGAAGGUCCACGCUGAGUUCGACGCCGCCUUGAAGCACCUGACCCUCGCCCUGAUCGAUGCCACCACACCUGCCUCCUUCUCCAAGCUCGAGAUCAAGUUCCACAUUGCCCACUUGUACGAGGUUCAGGGCAAGUAUCGCCUCGCUAAGGAGCAUUACGAGGCCCUGCUGAAGGAGAAGGUCCUGCCGUUACAUCUGAAGGCUGACAUCUGCCGCCAAUUGGGAUGGAUGUACCACGUGGUUGAGUGCACUGUGUUGGGCAUCAGCAGACUGCAGAAGCAAGCCUUCGCUAUCCACUGCCUGAGGCAGUCCAUCGAGGCCGAGCCCAAGAGCGGACAGAGUCUUUACCUUCUGGGACGCUGCUUGGCCGCAUCCGGAAAGGUGCACGACGCGUUUAUCGCGUACAGAAACACAUUCUUUCCCUUUGGGAUUCGGGGCGAUUUUGAUACUUUUCUAAAUUUGCAUAUAGUCAAAAAUAUGGAAGAAAAUUUGCAAUGUAAUUCAAAGAUAUUGAAAAAAAUCAGAAAUUCAGUCGAAAAGUCGGAAGGCAAUGCGGACACUUGGUGUAGCAUAGGGGUGUUAUAUCAGCAGCAGAAUCAGCCUAUGGAUGCACUGCAAGCCUACAUAUGCGCGGUGCAACUAGACAAAUCGCAUUCAGCUGCGUGGACUAAUCUAGGCAUACUGUACGAAAGUGUUAGCCAGCCGAAAGACGCUCUGGCCUGUUACGUUAACGCAUCCAGGGGAAACAGCAAUAUAGCGAAUUGCACGGGCCCAUUCGCGGGUCUGGGUGGCGUUAAGUCCGGUGGCAACAACCCGAUGAACCCGUCCCUCCAACAGCGUAUCAGCUUUCUGCAGAGUCACCUAAGUCAAGCACCAAUGCCUUCCGUCGCUACCAAGAGGCGGCAUUUGCCGUCAAUCGAAGAGGCUUGGAAUCUGCCGAUCAGUGCAGAGAUGUCCAGCCGGCAGCAGCAGCAACAGCAGCAACCCGGCGGGCCUUCGUACAAAUAUAGUGCCACACCGACUGGACCGCCUCCGCCUUAUCCUCAAGCUCAGGGACAGAACACUAAGCGAUUUAAGAACGACGAGAUAAUGUCGGCCGGGUCGCAGCAACGGCCGCCGCAGAUCUACAUGUCGUCGCAGCAAGUGAACAUGUUGCAGUACUUGCAACACAUGCAACAAAGUCCCAAUGGUCUGUCACCGCACCAGCAGAGUGUGCUUACCCAGCUGCAGCACCAAUAUCGCAUGAUGCAUCAACAGAUCAAGCAGCAGCAGCAAGCGGUGCAACGAGGCCUGAGGCCGGGACAACCCGGUUAUCCUACAGCGUACAGCCAUCCACAGAACCUUGGCCAGUCAUCGGGUGUCGUCAAGAACUACGGCAUACCGCAACAGCCGUUGCAGCAAGGAGGUACGGUUGCGCUGCAGACGGGCUUUUCCGACACCAAUGUCGGCUACAAUACGGCGGCAACCGGAAACACUACGCCAACACCAGGAAUGCCUUAUAAAUCCGCCUCCGAUCCCGCUUAUCCGCCGCAAAGACAACAGAUCACCGGCGGCGCUCAGUACGGCGGCCAGUAUCAGCAGCAGCCGAAUCAGUACGCUGUUCAGGGCUACACAGAGGUUUCAUCGGCGAGCAGCGGCUACUCGGAGAGCUCCACGGCGGUUACAGUGAACAAGGACAAUUUAGGUGUAACGGAUCAAGAGUUGCACGCGCUGCUGUCACGUAAGGACAUAGCCACGUCGCUGGCGGAAGACCUGCUCAAGCAGUUCGGUUCCGGCGAGUUGGAGACGGUCGUGAAGGAGGAACCGUCGAGCGGCAGUGUUAUUAAUGACAACGGCACGCUCAGCUCCGGUCCGUUCUCGCCGUCGAACCUCGAGGAGAACGCGGCGGACAAGGUGAAGGAAGUGAAGCUGGAAAAGCCGGAAGAGGCGGUUCUCCAGCCGGCGCAGUCGAAACCGACGACGGAUGCUGCGACGACGACCGCGACGACGACUGUGACAACAGUGAAGUGCGAGACGACGACGGUGAAAUGCGAAACGACGACGUCAUCGUUGCCCUGCGGCACGGCGAUGACGACGACAACGUUAAACAAGAGCGAGGCGAGCAGUAUUUCGAAAACAGAACCGAUGAUGAACUUGAAGCUCGAGUCGUUGUGCGAAUCGCAACCGGAGUACGAACUGGGCAUCGAGAUGGAUGCCAAGGCGGUGAUCGAGGCGUGCAAGGGUCAGGGGCUGAAAGGGGUGCCGAAUUGCUCGAUACUGAGCGAUCGCUCGCCGCCGCCGGCGCCGCCGGAUCCGCCUACGCAACGACUGACGAGGGAGCAACUGUUGCCGCCCACACCGAGCGUGUACUUGGAGAACAAGAAGGAAGCCUUCAGUCCGCAUCUCCAGGAAUUUUGUCUAAAGCAUCCGAUCGCUGUGAUACGUGGCCUCGCGGCAGCGCUCAAGCUCGAUCUCGGCCUUUUCUCAACUAAGACUCUGGUCGAGGCGAAUCCAGAUCACGGUAUCGAGGUGCGCACGCAGAUGCAGCAGACUAGCGAGGAGAACUGGGACUCGGCGCUCAACAAGAAGGUCUGGAACUGCAUCAGUCAUCGCAGCCACACAACCAUUGCCAAGUACGCGCAGUACCAGGCCAACAGUUUUCAGGACAGCCUGAGAGAAGAGAAGAUACAGGGUGGCGUACAUGCUUCCAAUCUGUCAGACUCGGAUUCAAAGGACAGCACCGGUCAAACGGUUCGACGUAAAAAGAACACGUUUGGUCUAGCCGGUCGACCGGGAACUAAAAUGCUGCGCUUUGGUACCAACGUGGAUCUGUCAGAUGAGAGGAAGUGGAAGCCACAAUUGCAUGAACUAAUGAAGUUGCCGGCCUUCGCCAGGGUGGUAUCAGCCGGCAACAUGCUCAGCCAUGUGGGCCACGUGAUCUUAGGAAUGAACACUGUACAGUUGUAUAUGAAGGUACCUGGGAGCAGAACCCCCGGGCACCAAGAGAACAAUAACUUUUGUUCUAUCAACAUUAAUAUCGGGCCGGGCGACUGCGAAUGGUUCGCGGUACCAGACGCGUAUUGGGGCAUGAUAUGCUCGCUCUGCGAGCGCAAUGGCAUCAGUUACCUGCACGGUAGUUGGUGGCCAAAUCUAGACGACUUGUAUGAAGAAAAUAUUCCAGUGUACAGGUUCCAUCAGCGACCGGGCGAUCUCGUGUGGGUGAACGCGGGUUGCGUGCACUGGGUGCAGGCGGUCGGCUGGUGCAACAACAUCGCGUGGAACGUCGGCCCGCUCACUGCCAGACAGUAUCAGCUCGCGAUCGAGCGUUACGAAUGGAACAAACUGCAGGCGUUCAAAUCGAUUGUGCCAAUGGUGCACCUUUCGUGGAAUCUGGCGCGUAAUAUCAAGGUGUCGGAUCCACGACUGUUCGAGCUGAUCAAGAACUGCCUUCUGCGAACGAUGAGACAGUGUUGCUUGAUACUGGAGUUCGUGAAGAGCAAGGACGUAGAAGUGCGCUUCCAUGGCCGCGGCAAGAACGAGGCCUCGCAUUACUGCGGCCAGUGCGAGAUCGAGGUGUUCAACAUCCUGUUUAUCCGCGAACAGGAGAAGCGUCACGUAGUGCACUGCAUGGACUGCGCGCGUAAACAAUCUCCCUCGUUGGAGGGAUUCGUCUGUCUGGAGGAGUAUCGUAUGCGCGACCUGAUGGACGUUUACGACGGAUUCACCUUGUACAACCUGCCGUCGAUCACCGCCGCCAGCACCACCACUACCACCUCGUCAUCGUCGUCGACAGCCGCGACGACGUUGCAGGCACAGACCGGCCAGUCCUCCUGAGGUUACAUGCAACACAUAUACUUGGACUUCCUGAGCACGUUGCAGCAGUAGUGAUCACUACCAUCCGGGAAAUGCGAAUUCUUUCCGGAUGGUGAUCGCUACUGCUAGUGUUAGUCCUUGUGUUAACGCGAGACAAGAAGACAUUUCGUACGAUAAGCAUUAUCCAUGUACCUGAGAGCUACGCGAAAAAGAGGCGGGACCGGCUCCUUAAGAGCUCCUUGUGGGCGACCGUCCGAAAAUAUAUACCGGAUGGUGUGAAAGCUUGACAGCAAUUUCUCUCGAGAGAUCUCGAUUUUAGGGAGAUAUAUUUCGAAGUAAGAAUCAUUGGAUCCUCGGAGAUGCAUUUUUUUUUACCGCGCAGCAAAAUUUCUUUGAGUCCAACGGUGUGCUCUGUUAAAGAUAUUCCUUUCUUUCUCCAACAACCGUUUCAGAGACAUUAGUUUGUCAUGCUUUACCUCAUCCUGUACAUGUAUAUACAUAUACACAUAUGUAUACACACGUAUGCACAUACACGCGUACGUAUAUUAUAUACACACUAUAUAUAUACACUUAUGUAUAUAUUUUUAUCUCAAUUUGUAUACGGCAGCCUUUUUAGUAUGCGCUUUAAUCUGCACUUGACCAUUCAAAUUCGCUGUUAGGAACGUGAUUUUAUCGCGACAGAGCCUCGUGAGCCGAUCCCAAGGAAAGAGGAGAGAUUGUGAAUGGAAAGGGCAGUCCUCGGUAGAUGCGAAGACCGAUUCGCGCUGCUUGCGGCUCGCUCGUUCGCUCGUUAGUUAGCCCUGUUUGUACAAAUCUAACUCGCGCUUAUCUAUAAAAAAAAUAUCACCGUCGUCGCCGGAUUAUUCCUUGUAAAUAUGCGACGGCGACCACUAUUACCUUUUUAUAUAGCUCUCGGGUAUUGGCUAGAGAAGACUGUCUCUGAUUAUUAGAGGACGUAAUAGUGUAACAAUCGGCCCGCGGCAUCCCGAUUUAACGUGCUGGAUAUCCUUCUUUUACCGGAUUUGACCUGAUUUCUCUUAUCAUCGUUUAUUUAUUAUUGUAAUUAACGAUUAUUGUAAUUCGCGAUUGGAAUUCUCUAGAUGGACCUUGUGUCGUGAGUAGCACUCUCCUUGUCAUCAUUUCAUGGAGACUUAAAAUCUAAUGUUCGAAUCUUUGUUUUUUUCGUUCUUUGUUCUCUUUGCGUUUAGUUUGGAAUGUAAGACUAUACGUUCUCACUGCCACUUACGAAACUGCUGAGAUAAAAUGAGAGAUUCGCCCUUUGUCAUGUGUAUUGAGGAUCGUAUAAGGACGAGAGAUUGCCCACAUCAUUGAUUAAUCAUUGUUAGGAAAAUAUAAAGGCAUCUUACUGCCGUGCGUGGCACUGCUCAAAUCAUUUGUACAUGUUUGUAUGUGAAUUUCUGAGAUGAGGGCUAAAAGGAAAAGGAAGGAAAUUAGUAAGAAUAUCUCUCUAGAGUAUAGCAUGAGAUCUCUACUGCCAACCAUGCAUGUUAUUUCCUGUUUAAAAACGAAACGAUCAAUUAUUAAAAUUUAAGUGUUACGUAAAAUUAAAGCCUCGAGCUGGAAGUUAAAUAUCUAGGACGAUUAUCGUUUGUCCGAAUCUGCAAAUGGUAGAAAUUAAAAUUAAAAGUUGAGAUAAAGAGUCCAGAGCAAAAUGAGCUAGAGUGAAAACGGAUGCCCAUGUCAACAAUGUCUCGGGAUUAAAAAUGAAAUCAUUGAAUUUCACUCAAUUGUGGUUUCUCGCGUGCGACGGUCGACUACUUCUUACGAAAUGCACAAUAUUUUUUGUUUCUUAUCUAAAAUCAUAUUUCUGCGAUAAAGGGUAACGUGCGUGCGUGUACGCGCGCGCGCGCGCGUUUGUGUGUGUGCGUGUGCGUGUGCGUGUGUGUGUGUGUACGCUGUGAUUUUUGUUAGCGAAAUCGAGUUGUAGCGAAAAGAGAAAAUGUAGACGAAACAUAUAUACGCGAAAGAAUUUCACAUUGCUCGCAGGGCGAUGACACGAGAUGACAGGGCGACGUAAGAUUUUCGGGAAAGGGGAGAAAAUAGAGACAAAAAGAGCUUCUUGUUCAUCAGGUUAAUCGUACUUUAAGACAACAAAUGUACCUUCAUUCACACAGUCUCGUCAAUUGAUCAGGGCGUUCACAGCCGACGUAACGUGCCAGAGCGCUUACCGUACCGCCACCCUGUAAAUUAGUCCGAUCCGAGGAAUUGAGGAUUAAGAGUGAUACCUUUGCCAUUGUAAAACUAAUAUUGUACAGGACGAAAUCAGCGGGAACGGGACAAUCGAGGCACCUGGCCUGCCACUGGCAGUUACACCGGGUCGAGAGACGAAAGAAAUUGCUUCACUGCGAUUACUUGCAAGUGUUCCUUUAAUAAAGACGGAUUUACUUUUAAUUCUCAGCUCCUCGACCCCCGUCCCGAGCGAACUGCGAGAGAGGGGGGGGGGGGCAGAAGCAAGGAAGAAGAAGAAGAAGAAAACAAAGUAGUUAGCUCUUCGCGCCACGGGAAAGGAUCAUCCGCAAAGGAAGCGAUCUAUUUUUGAAUAUCUAGAAGCGCUAGUUCUCCACCGAGUCAGUAGUUUCAGAGGAAUUAAACGAGAGAUGAAGGAGGACCGUCGCGUUCUCCUCUUAUUUUCUACACGAUUGUACUCUAGACAAGUCAUAAAUGCCCAUAACGUUCGCUGAA